UAUCACCAGAGAAACCAUCGACUAACAUGGAGGAAUAAAAUGAGACAUGCAUCCAAAACAACCGCGGAUACGGAGACCCUCGCCUUAAUUCGUACAUUACGACUCGUAUCGCAGCGUAGUUAGCAGGGCGGAAGAGAAAGAGGGUCGAUCAUGGGGAACGAAGCGAGCGCGGAAGGCGAAGAGGGCGCGCUCGCUGGAUUACCCGCGGGACUUGCACCCGAUGGGAAGGGUGGCUUCAUCCAGAUGCCCUCGGGAGAGGAGGCAGACCUGAGCAAUCUGUCCGAGGAGGAGAGAAAGCAGCUUGUGGCCGCAAUGGCCAAAGCGCAGUCCAGACCACCAGAGACUCAAGCCAGUGGCACCAGAGGCCCGGCGGGUCUCAGUAAGAGUCGUACUGUAGAUGCAUUUGGAGAGGGGCCGCCUCCCAAGCCAAAGCCUGGACGGAGCCCCUCCUCUCUCAGCCUCCUUGAGUCACGUUUUCGGCAGGAGCCCAAAGACCUCGAACAGCCACGAACCGGCAUGUUUUCAUCUGGCUUCCUGAGCGGGGUCUCUUCUGCCGUCUCCUCUGCCAGCAUCCCAAAGUUUAGCCUUUUUGGUGAUGACGAUGAGGACAUUGGGGCUGCCAAACAGGAAGGAAAGGGUCCUCCACAACAAGGGGGUAAGCCACCUCAACAAGGGCCUAAACCAGGUGGACCAGGACCUCAACAGCAAGGGGCUAAACCUGGUGGACCAGGACCUCAACAGCAAGGGGCUAAACCUGGUGGACCAGGACCUCAACAGCAAGGGGGUAAACCUAGUGGACCAGGACCUCAACAGCAAGGGGCUAAACCUGGUGGACCAGGACCUCAACAGCAAGGGGCUAAACCUGGUGGACCAGGACCUCAACAGCAAGGGGGUAAACCUAGUGGACCAGGACCUCAACAGCAAGGGGCUAAACCUGGUGGACCAGGACCUCAACAGCAAGGAAUUAAACCUGGUGGACCAGGACUUCAACAGCAAGGGCCUAAACCUGGUGGACCAGGACCUCAACAGCAAGGACCUAAACCUGGAGGUCCAGGGUCCCAGCAACAAGGGCCUGGUAAACCUGGCCCAGUGGGGCCAGGAAAACCCAGUGGACAUGGAUCUCAGCAGCAGGGUAAAUCAGGGCCAGGGGCUCAAGCAGAAGGGUCUGAGAAGGCUGGUCCUGCCCAGCUGAAAGUUGGCGGGACAAUGUGUCCUCUUUGUAAGUCUACAGAACUCAAUGUGCAGGCCAAGGACCAGCCACCGAACUAUAACACCUGCACACAGUGCAAACAGCAGGUGUGCAGCCUGUGUGGCUUCAGUCCUCCAGAUUCUGCGGGUAAAGAAUGGUUGUGUCUAAACUGUCAGAUGCAGCGGGCGGUGGGGGGCAUGGAGCCCCCUGGGCCUCCCAUGAUGAAACAGCCGCCCAAACAGAGCUCAGCCCCUCCCUCUCCACAAAAAAAGGAGCCACCAUCUGGGUCACCUUUCAAGAGUGAGCCAGGUAAGAAGCCCCCAAUGCUGACCAAACAACAGAGUAUUGCUGAGAUGGGGAAAGGGACUACACCACCUGCAACACCAAAAUCUGGAACAGCGACACAGCAGGGACCGCAGCCUGGACCAGCGGUGGCCAGACGUGGACAGCCUCCUCCCCUUCAGAAACCGUCACAAAGCCCGAAGGGUAGUCCUCAGCCUUCUCCUGCAAAAACUACACCAAAACAAGACGGAGGUGGCUUCUUUGGGGGGUUUGGUCUUGGGGGUUUGACGGAGGUAGUAACAAAACCCUCUGCGGGUGCCCAGGCUACAGAGUCAGUCACAGGGAAACUUUUUGGUAGUUUUGGCGGGGCGUCCAAACCGCAGGGUGGCUCCACAGCUCAGGCCAGCGAGUCGGUCACUGGGAAACUUUUUAGUGGGUUUACUGGUCUCACAGAGACACCGAAGCCUCCGCCUACUUCUCAGUCAACUGAGAGCGUGUCUGGAAAGAUGUUUGGUUUCGGCUCAUCCUUUCUGAGCUCUGCCACCAAUCUAAUCACUGGGGAGGAACCAAAGUCUCCUCCGGGAUCACCCCCUGAUUCCCCCAUUGGGUCCGGUGCAGAGUCCCCUCCUGGAUCUCCCCCUGACUCCGGCUCAGACUCGCCUCCCGAUACUCCUCCUGCUUAUUCCAAAGACCCAGCAUCUCCAAAACCUGCGGCUGCUGACAGAAAAAACUUAGCAGAUGGAUCCUCUUUAAAAUCGAUUAAAGCAGAGGAGCCUUCAACUCAUGGCCAGUCCUGCUGUCCUCUCUGUAAAGUGCAGCUGAAUGUGGGAUCUGUGGACACGCCCAACUACAGCACAUGUACAGAGUGCCAGAAGAUUGUGUGCAAUCUGUGCGGAUUUAACCCCACUCCACAUCUUUCAGAGAAAGAAUGGCUCUGUCUAAACUGCCAGACUCAAAGGGCUCUCUCCGGGCAACUUGGGGAUAUGCCACCUCCACCUUCUCCAUCCAAACUGCCAGCCAAACCCGAAACCACCCAUCCCUCCUCCCCAGCCCUUGCUGCUUCCACCACCCCUUCCUCUCCUGCACCCACUGCCACUGCCUCCGCUGCCAAAGGGCUAACGCAGACGCCCAUCAUAACUCAGGCUUCAGCUGACAAGGCUGAACCCGUCUCAGCCAAAGUUGAUGCUAUAGAUGUCAAAAAUACAGAUGCGGUUAAAGAGGUCACGACACAAGAAAGCACAAAGGGAAAGGACGAGCCUGCUUUCCUAGUAAAAGAGAAUGAGCUGUUAAAGGAACUGGAUGAGAAAGACAGAGAAAGCAGCCCCUCAAGUCUCUCAGCCCUGGCCAAGUUGGAAAGCACUGUCCUUCCAAUACUAAAAGGUCAGGGAACAACUGAAGAGGAACCACAGCCUGAAACUCAGAAGGUCAAGCGUCGACUAGAGGUGUUGCCAAUGUCUCCAGAACCCAGUUCAGAAGAUGACCAACAUGAGGAAAAUGACGAUGUUCCAAAAAAAGAGCGGAAAAAACUUCUUGUUCCAAUAGAUAUCCAAGGAGAUUCUUUUGUGGACAGUAGUGAUGGAGAGCCUUCACCUGAACUCCAGAGUACAAAGAGUGUUGGAGUUAAAGUGGAAAUGGAACGUCCAGGUUCUGUGAAUGAAAAAGAGUUUAUUCGAAAGCAGAUUGUUGAUAUGAGUGCAGACGAGGAUGCAUCACCGUCUGAUGAACAAAACCUAGUCAGACUGAAAACUAAAGAUCAAGAGAAGAAGGAUGAUAAAGACGAAAUUGAGUCAGCCAGGUCAAGACGUCUUCUCAAAAAGAGCAGUUUUAGUCCAGAAGAUGAGUCGGAUGAGCGGAAGAGCAUUAUUUCUGUGACUAAAAUUGAGGAACUAGACAAAGGAGAACAACCUUCAGUAGACAGUGGAACUGGCAUUCGUCAUUUCAAAACAAUUGAACUUAACAGUACAGCAACUGUACGCCAGACAUCUGAUGAUGGUGAACCAGAGAGUCUUACAGACUCUCCUGAUGAUAGGUCUAGAGGUGAAGGCUCUUCUAGCUUACAUGCAUCCAGUUUUACACCAGGGACAUCUCCAACAUCAUUGUCUUCUCUUGAUGAAGACAGUGACAGCAGCAGCCCAAGUAAUGUUCGGUCUAGUGGUGAGGGCAAGCAGCACAGGAAAGCAAAGCAUCGGCAAACAGGCCAAAUGCUUCCCACAAUUGAGGAUUCAUCUGAGGAAGAAGAGCUGCGAGAGGAAGAGGAGCUUCUGAGAGAACAGGAAAAGCAAAAGGGCACAGGAAAAAAGUCAAGGAAGGACAAAGAGGAUAUACGGGCACAUAGAAGAAGAGAGAGGCCCAAAACUCCACCAAGCAAUCUCUCACCAAUUGAGGAUGCAUCUCCCACAGAAGAGCUAAGGCAGGAAGCAGAGAUGGAGGAGUUUCGCAGGUCUUCCUGCUCCGACCUCUCACAAAGCAUCGACUCGGAUCCAGAGAGCUUUGAGAUACUCCCAGAGAAGAUUGUUGCUGUCCAAAAAGUCUAUCAGUUACCAAAAUCAGUGUCCCUGUACUCUCCAACAGACGAGCAUCAUGUUGAUAUUAAUUCCCAAGAAAAGGAAACACGUUCAUUAAAAAGUGCAGAUGAGGCAUAUGAAGAGAUCAUGCUUAAGGCCAAAUCUCCAUCUACUGAUGUAAAGAAACCCCCACCUGGAAAAGAAUCUCUUUAUGGGGGCAUGUUAAUUGAGGAUUAUGCUUAUGAGUCUCUUGUUGAUGAUGGAUCAUGUGAGAAGGAACCAGAUAAUCUUCUUGUCUCUCACAAACCCAAAAAACCCUUAAGAUCUCCUGAUGAAGUUUAUGAAGACAUGAUGCAAAGAAAGAAAGAUAUACUGCUUAAAGAACAGGAGGUAACACAAGAUAAGCCAAAAGUGGAAGUUCCUAAACCAGAAAUUCCAUUCUCCUGUACUGACACAAAUAAAGACAUCUCAUCAGAAGUCACCAGCCAGUCUGGUAAGGAUAGAAAACCAUUAUUAGAUGCAGAGGCAGCCUAUGAAGAACUUAUGAAGAAACAAAGAGCAGUGCUGACUCCAGGAACCAGUCCAACUCAAGCAGGCCCUGACAUAAGUGGCAUGACACAAGAAACAAGAGCAGCCCAAGUUGAGACAACAGAGACAGCCCCUCUACGAAGAAUAUUGCAUAUACCUGAUCUGAGAGUGACACAGUGUUCAUCAGGUGAAGAGGAAUCUAGUGAAGAGAGUACUGCUGACCAGACACAGGACUCUGAGACAGCUGCAGUUUCAGCUACAGAACCACUUGUUGAUGAAGGUUUUCAAGAAACAUUACACUCUGUUAUAGCCUUAGAUCAGGGACUAGAAGAAUUGUCAUUAAAAAGAGAUACAACAUUGCCUGCAGGAUUAUCUGAUUUGCAGGAUGCCACUGAGAAAAAUCAAGAUACUGACCAAACAGGUGUGGUUGACUUGUCAUCAACCUCAAGUCAAAUUGACUCUUUUCCCACACCAGUUUCUGGUGUAAUUUCAAGACCGUCACCCCCAGUAGUUGUAAGUGUUUCACCUUUGCCCACUGUACCUCAAUAUGUAGUAUCUUCUGUACCUAGUGUUAUAUCAACUGCUCCACCUGUUCCUCCCAAACCAGUAGUUUUGCGUAGAGCUGCAUCUCUGGAAAAAACUGACAUUCCAGUUCCUCCCCCCCUACCCCCUCCAAUACUACCCAAACCCUCUGUUUAUCCCAGAAAGACUCCCCCACAGGUCCCCCCAAGAACUGCUCCAGUUGGCAUGUCAACAUCAGUGGACAGUGUACCAGUAAAACAGCCUUUUGCUCCAACCUACAAGACACAUGUUCCUCCUCCUGUACCACCAAAGCCAUCCUCCAUACCUGCAGGCCUGACCUUCAGUCACAAACCAGGGGAAACUAUAAAACCACCCAUAGCUCCCAAACCUAUACAUGGUGCUCAGCCACCUUUUACAGCCCAUGCUCCAGUAAGACCUACCAUACUAGGGACAAGCAGUGCAGAAAGUGUCCUUAAUCUUAGUCCUUCUCCCGAGAGUAAUACUUGUACCACUUCUCCGCUUAAGUCCCCUUCAUCACCCAGAUUUAGCAAGGUUUUACGUGACACAUAUGUUGUUAUUACAUUACCAUCUCAGCCUGGUUCACCUACAGACAGUAUCACAACACAAGCCCCAAGUCCUGGGCAAGAUUCACCUCAGAAACAGCCUCUCUCAUAUGCCCAGACUCAACCACCUCCACAGCCACAAACAACUAGAGUGCCACUGGCAUUUACCCGAAUUACUGAAUCUAUUGAAAGUCAAGAAAUAUGUAGUCCAGAAAAGGUAGUUUCUAGCAUGAGCCAUGUCUAUGAAGCUUUUUCAGCCACAACACAGCCUCAAUCAAUAAUUCCACAUGUUGAUGUUCAGGUAGUUACAACUGAGGUCCAAAGGACCACCGUGUCUGUUGUGCAUGAAAUAAGUCCUCCCCCAUGUCCUGUCGCAGUAGCCACUGGCAUCCCUGCUGUUCACGAAAGCAUGAAACCUGAAUUAGUUCAAGUACAGAAUGGCCAGGUCUACCAUCCUAGCGAGGUGGUGGAUCUUCGAACCCCAAAAACAGAACCAGAGACAUUCAUGAAGGGUGUGGAUCUGUCUUCCUCUGAGGCAAGACUUCAGCCCUUUGCCAUUGAUGGUGGUGGACGUCAACAAAGUGCGGUGCAAUCAUCUGUAGUAAACCUAAGCACGGAUAGUUCCUCAGUGUCUGUAGUUACUGACAGCAUCACUAUCCUCACAUGCACAGCCACUGUAUCUUAUGGCAAUGAUACAUCUCAGUCCACAUCAACGCCUCUCCAACUCACAACAGGGAAAUCCUUUGAGCCUGUAUCUCAAAUUAUUUACAGACCUGUGGAGUCUCAGCCAGAGAAACCCAUAAAUCUCUCCACAACAGUCGGUAAAACUCCUCAUACUCCUGUAACAAUAGCUCCUACAAUUACAAAUAAUGGCAUUAAUGGACUAGACACAGGCUUAUCAGGUGCAGUUGACCUUACAACUAUUAAACCUGCACAGACCAUAGUUACAAUGAAUGGCUCCACUGCAGAGAUGGUUACUGCUUUAAUUACGGAGGAUGAUGUUAAACCAGUAGAUCUGACUGCAGGAAAAAGAACAGUAUGCUGUGAUGUAGUCUAUAAGCUUCCUUUUGCAGGGAGCUGUGCAACUGAGCAGCCCUCAGCCCCAUUACCAGAGGAUCGUUUUGGCUACAGGGAUGACCACUAUCAAUAUGACCGUACUCCUUAUGGCAUGAGAGGUCUUGGUGGAAUUAAACCCUCCAUGUCUGACACAAACUUGGCUGAGGCUGGUCUCUUCCUGUAUAAAAGUAAGCAUAGUUAUGAUUACAAGGAGGCAACAGAAGGUGCUGUAGAUCUGACAUCUGGAAAAAUGUCUGUGUCAGGUGAAGCUGUGGACUACUCAAGCAAAACUAAAGGAGUGUGCACUGGAAUGACAAUUCCACAGUACACACAAGCCAGGAUUACAUCAGCAGCUGGAACCCAUUAUGGGGUUUCUAGUGUCCUAAGAUCUUCCAAUGGCAUAGUUUAUUCUUCUGUUGCAGCACCAGUCCCUUCUACAUAUGCUAUAACCACCCAGCCUGGUUCUAUCUUUAGCACAUCUUACAAUUCUCUGUCAGGCAUGCACACAAGUGAUACCAUGCCAUCAUUGUCAACUCUACAGAAUCAGCCUCUCACUAGGUCUCAAACUUUUUUGUCAACCAUUGCUGUAACAACAGCAGAGGAACAGAACCAUUUGCCUUUGAAUCUGGAGGUUGGUGUUUCAAAAGCUGGCCUUUCCACAUCUUUCUCAGAUGAAGUUACGACAGUCACCACGGUGACAGCCUUGGACACCUACACAAAUGCUUCAUUAGAUGCAAUUGCAGCCUCCUUAGAGGCUCUGUCUUCACCCAUGGUUCCAGGAGAUGGACAGUACCAGAUGGAGCGUGAGCUGCUUGAACUAGAGAAGAUGAAACAGCAACGUUUGGCUGAAGAACUUGAGUGGGAGAGGCAGGAGAUUCAGAGGUUCCGUGAACAGGAACAGCUUCUUGUGCAGAAAGAGCUGGAAGAACUUCAGGCCAUGAAACAACAUAUUUUAUGUCAGCAGGAAGAGGAGAGACAGGCCCACCUCCUAAUGCAAAAGGAGACUUAUGCUCAGCAACAGGAGCAGUUGGAGCAGAUUCAGAGGCUUCAAGAGCAGCUCAGACAACAGCUGGAGGAGCAAAAGUUCAGGCAAAUGUAUCCUGGUGAGAUCUUGCCAGAACCUCUCGCUGUUGUAGGAGAAAGAAAGAUGGACAGUGGCUGCCAGACUGAUGAGGAGGAUAAUACUGAAAAGGCUUACACUGUAGGAAGGAAGAAGAAAAGUGCAAAGAAAAGUGUUGAUAGCUGUGUACAGACAGAUGAUGAGGACCAGGAAGAAUGGGAAUCCCCAGCACGAGGCAGGCGUAGUAGACCACGUGGUGGUAAAAAUGGAAUGGGUGAACGAGGAGGGGUUUCAGUUCAGGCUUUAACUGAAAUCUCUGUACAAACAGAGUCCUCAGGAACACUUAGAGGGCACUCCGUACAGGUAGACGCUAGAGUAGAUUAUCCUGACUCUGAUAGAACUUCCUCUCCAAAGAGACGCCCCAUUCCACUUGAUAUAGGCCAGUCCCCUCACCUUAAAGCAGAUGCUUCUACUCUUCAGCUUGCCCCAGGUCCACCCAAAUCCCCAAAAGUGUUGUACUCUCCUAUUUCCCCUUGUGUAUCUCCUAGCAAAUCCCUUGAGUAUUUGUCCUAUGACAAAUCCCUUGGAGAGACAAGCCCGCAAAGGAUACGCUCUGCCACAGAUCUUUCCAAAGCCCCACCAACAAGUCCUAGGGCUCCCAAGGUCAUACAGAGGUCAAUGUCUGACCCCAAACCCAUGAGCCCAACUGCAGAAGAAAGGGCUGCAACAAAUUUCCAGUAUUCUGAAGGCUACUCUGAAAAGGGAUCUCCUAACAGAACUCCAUCUGGCACCCAGAAGAAAGUCAAGAGGACACUUCCUAACCCACCCUCAGAGGAAGAAGCCACUAAUGGUAGCCAAACAGCCUACAGCUCUGGCUCAGCUCGCCGUCGCCUCUGCCGGAGCACCAACAUGGCACGUGCAAAAAUCCUCCAGGACAUUGACCGUGAACUGGACCUUGUUGAAAGAGAGUCCUCAAAACUACGUAAAAAGCAGGCUGAACUGGAUGAGGAGGAAAAGGAGAUUGAUGCCAAGCUGCGUUACUUGGAGAUGGGAAUUAACCGGCGAAAGGAUGCAUUGUUAAAAGAAAGGGAGAAGAGAGAAAGAGCCUAUUUGCAAAGUGUUGCAGAGGAUCGCGACUACAUGUCUGACAGUGAGGUGAGUAACAUACGUGAGACAAGAGGUGGAGAAGAAAUCAGUGGACAUGGACUAGAGAGACCACGUACAGCACCACAGUCAGAACUUGAUGACUUUGUUCCUCCACAGACCACACACGAUGUCCAAUAUGGAAAGUAUUCCCAGUACCAGUAUCCACAGUACCAGCAGUCCCUGUACCAGCCUCAGUCUUCAUACCACUCUCAAUCCCUCUACUCUUCUGUUCCUUCUCUAACCGCCUCACAACAGCAGAGCUACCACCAAAUGCUCUUGUUGCAGCAGAAAGCCAGACAACAAGCUGCUCUCCUCUCUGAACUAGAUUCCACCAAAAUUGCCACAAAAUAUGACACCACAUCUUAUAUGGGAGGAACCUAUAGCAACCAUCUUGACCUCCAUAGCUUAGAGGACCGUACUGGCAGCUUGGCAGUCAGUCCUAUGUCCAAUGUGUCUGCUGACUCCUUCUAUGCAGACUUGGAUCAACAUCAAACACCAAGGAGCUAUAUGCUUUUAGAAGACGCAGCAGAACUUGCAAAAAGCACCAGUAGCCUUUCAUCCACCAGCUAUGGCAUUGCUGAGAGGGAGCUGGCCAAAGCAGAGCGACUUCUGAGACGUACUGCUGCAGAUGUUGGUACAGACUAUCUGGGCACAUCCUCCAGAAUUCACUCCUAUGGUAAAGCACAGGAUGAAGAUGACCCAAUGGAAGAUCCUUUUGAACUGAAGCUUUUAAAACAACAACUAAAGCAAGAGUUCAGGAGAAGCACAGGGGGUACUGAAAGCUUAGAGCAGCUUGCUGGACUCUCCCAUUCUUAUUCUUCAAGCACUGGAGUGUCAAGUGGAGCCUACAGGGGCUUUCCUAAAACUGAGAAGUACAGCAUCAGUAGAUUGACCUUAGAAAAGCAGGCUGCCAAGCAACUCCCAACAUCUGUGCUCUACCAGAAACACAAAACCACCAGCAACAUUGGCAAAUAUUCUUCCUCCCUCCAAGAUAGCAGAAGUCUAGAAACAGACUAUAGCAGUUACUUGGGGUCCAGUAGUGCUUCAUCAAGAUCAAGCAGACUUUUACAGGAUGAAAUCACUUUUGGCCUCCGAAAGAAUAUUGCAGAACAGCAAAAAUACCUGGGGUCCACACUUGGAGCCAAUUUGGCAGGUUCACUCAAUCUGGGCCAAAGCCUGAAUCUAAGCCCUGGUAUGAGGUCAUCUUUAGUAGAAGACUCCUCUUACCCCAGUGGAAGCAGAUCACGUCCCUCCUCUAGACCCUCCUCUGUGUACGGCCUCGACUUGUCCAUUAAAAGGGACACUUCAAGCUCUUCUUUGAGACUCAAAGCAGAAGGUGACCCCUCCUCUGAGACCUCAGCUUUUCAGACUCCAUCAGGCAGGACAAAACCUACAAGCUUAGCUAUUGGACAGGGUGGACGUGGGCGUAUCCCUAUUGUGGCACAAAACUCUGAGGAAGAGAGCCCACUGAGUCCAGUGGGUCAGCCAAUGGGAAUGGCACGAGCAUCCGCAGGUCCGCUCCCUCCCAUUUCUGCGGACUCUCGUGAUCAGUUUGGAUCAUGCCUCUCACUCCAGGAUCCUCAACAGCAGCAUCUCCGAGAUGAUCCUUCAAGAGGACGUGGAUAUGUGCUAAUGGAUGAUCUGCAGGGCACCAUGUCAGAUAGUGAAGCACUAAGUGAAUCCCUGAUGGGUUUGAGCAGAGACGAUCCAGGAAACUCACAUGAGAAUGUCACCAACGCAUACCAUCUGCGUCGAGAGGAGACGGACUGGUUUGACAAACCACGAGAUGGACGCACAGAGAACGGACAAGGGGUGGAGAGAAGACAGGGAAAGUCGUCACAGUACCCGUUUCCUCAUGCCAGAGUAAAACUCCAGAAGGAUCCCAAAGAUCGUAGUGUGUCAGGAAACGGACUGGGUAUCCGUGUGGUCGGAGGAAAAGAGGUGCCGGGAAGCAACGGGGACAUCGGUGCGUACGUAGCCAAGGUACUGCCUGGAGGAGCUGCAGAACAGACAGGAAACAUUGUGGAAGGAAUGCAAAUUUUGGAGUGGAACGGCAUUUUCUUGACUGGUAAGACGUACGAGGAAGUCCAGGGUCUGGUUGGUCAUCAGGUCGGAGAGGCGGAGUUAUGCAUCAGGCUGGAUAUAAAUAUGCUGUCUGAAUCUGAAAGCUCGCACCUCGACUUUCAAGACCAGACCAAAGGUGACCGACCUCCACGUUCCCCAGGUGUGGACCCCAAGCAGCUGGCUGCAGAGUUGCAGAAAGUCUCCCAGCAGCAGGUGCCGUCCACAUCUACGUCAGCGCUGGAUAAGACCUCGGCGUCUGCCGGGUCCAGUGCGGUUCCGAGCCCAGGGCAACCCGGGUCUCCUUCUGUCAGCAAGAAACGCCACAGCAAGACAUCUGAGGCUGCAAAAACUCAGUCCUAUCCAGUGUCCGGAGAUAUCCAGCUUCAAAUAAAUUAUGACAAACAGCUGGGCAAUCUCAUCGUCCACGUUCUCCAAGCGCGAAAUCUGGCACCGCGGGACAAUAACGGCUACUCCGACCCGUUUGUUAAAGUUUACCUGCUGCCAGGUAGAGGUCAGGUCAUGGUUGUGCAGAAUGCCAGUGCAGAGAAUAAAAGAAGAUCCAAACACGCUCAGAAGACUCUGAACCCGGAGUGGAACCAGACGGUCAUCUACAAAAACAUACAUCUGGAACAGCUGAAGAAGAAGACAUUGGAGGUCAGUGUGUGGGACUACGACAAAAGCUCCGCCAAUGACUUUUUGGGAGAGGUGCUGAUUGACCUGUCAAACACUUCUCAAUUGGACAACGUCCCACGAUGGCUGCCUCUGAAGGAGCAGAGCGAAGGUGAACAUCAUCGUCGUUCUCACUCGGGACAGAGCCGCCAGCAUUCACCCAAACCUCCCGGAGGUCACGGAAGCUCACCAAAGACCUCCAGCCACAGCAAGGAAGACUCUCCAAAAUCCUCUGUUAUCAAGAGUCGUAGUCACGGCAUCUUCCCCGACCCUGCCAAGGACACGCAGGUCCCCACUAUUGAGAAAUCUCACAGUAGCCCCGGCACAUCCAAGCCGUCCCUCUCCGAGGGCCAAGCCCGUCCCCGCGGAGUCCCCCGUGCUCACGGCAAAAAUGGCACGGCCCGGGCACACCUUGACAAUGCCGCUGCGACGUCCGAAGCUGCCGGCCCGCAGCCUCGCCAGCAACCAACCCAAAAUGGCCGCCUCGACAAGAGGCAACACAGGCACAGCGUAGCCGGUGUGCUCACCGUUCAGACAGCCCCAUCCAAUGAGAUCCCUGCCGGCCGUCACCUGACCCUCAGGAAAGCCUUGUCGGAAGAGAGGCCGCAGCCGGACGGAGCAUCCCGCAGCCACCGAUCUGGUGAUGCUCCUGUUACUGCAGCCUCAUUGGACAGCGGUUUGAGUGGCAGUGCCUUCAGCCUAUUGGAUGAAGAGGGCGGGACCAAUGCAGUGGAUAGUGCCAUUUUCCAGGUUCCCAGAUUUAGCGGGAAGAUUCCAAACGGCACAGACGCGGUGAAAUCUGUUCAUGAAGACCCAGAGGGUAAAACUCAGGUGGUGGGGGAGAUCAAGAUCGCCCUAAAAAAGGAGAUGAAAACAGAAGGAGAACACCUGGUGCUUGAGAUCCUACAGUGCAGGAACAUCACCUACAAAUUCAAGUCUCCCGACCACUUACCAGACCUGUAUGUGAAGCUCUAUGUGGUAAAUGUGGCCACCCAGAAGAGGAUCAUCAAAAAGAAGACCAGGGUGUGUCGUCACGAUCGAGAGCCGUCUUUCAACGAAACCUUUCGCUUCUGCAUGAACCCAACUGGUCAUUCUAUUCAGCUGUUUCUGGUUUCAAACGGUGGCAAGUUCGUAAAGAAGACCCUGAUCGGCGAGGCCUACGUGUGGCUGGAUAAGGUGGACCUGCGGAAACGGGUGGUGAGCUGGCACAAGCUGCUGGCCAGCACAGCUCAGAUCCACUCCUAAACACGGCGUGUGGAUGAGGCGUAAGAAGAACCGGACCGGGAAGCGGAGUCUCACGUCUCCGCUAAACUCUUCGGGACUAAACUUAAGGUUGAAUUUCGAGGGCCGACACAGGGACGGACUUGGCUACUCAGUUGCACAGGCACGUGUGAUUGUGUUAACCCAAGACAUGGAGAAACAGGUGUAUAACAGUGUUUACCAGAAGGUGAUCUGAUCUGAGAGUUAGAAAACCCUCUUGCAGGUGCAGAACUGACCAUAACGUGUGUGUGCGUAGACCACGUUUAUAUAAAAGCAUACUUUUUUCACAAUCGCACUUACACUUUAAUUUAAACUUAUGUAUAUGAGUUGAGCUACAAUAGGGAGUUAGAUGCUAGAACGAAAGUUUAACUGUUUGUUCAUAUUAUUAUUUGACUUGUGGAGCCAAGUCAAUUGUUUGUGCAUCAAAUGAUAUAAGAAAUUAUAAUUGUCAUUAUUUACAGAUGACGGAUAAAGACAGAUAUCAUAUAUGUUAUUUUUAUAUGAUAGAGAUUAAUUUAGUUUAAGAUAUUUAUCACGGAUGCACCGAUAUAUCGGUUUAUAAUCGUUAUUGUCCAAUAUAAUCGGUGUUGGAUGGUUGUUUUAAAAAAGCCAAUGAUCGGGGGAGAUUAUAUCCUGGCAGAAAAAAUACAUCAGAACUCGGAGUAAAAAGCAAAAUUAUCGGUAUGUUUCGUUAUCGGUAGAGUAAGUAAUCGGAUUUCAGCCAUUUUGUAUCGGUGCAUCCGUAAUAUGUAUCAUUCUUUUCUCCAGAUGUGUUGACAGAACAGAUAUUUAAAUCAUAUUAUAAAUGGUCUAGAAGAGUAUUUUAUGGUAUAUUAUAUAGAUGGAUAUAAAUGAAUGAAAUAUGAUUUAUUGGGUGUUGUGAUGAUACGUUGUGCUAGUAUGGUAAUUCAUCCUUUAAGAUCACAGAAGAGGUUUUCUGUGUGAUACAACUAAUCCAUAAAAGUUCAAAUAAAGUCUCUUUUGUCCUGCUGAGCUAAAAACAGUGCAUUGUGGGAAAUUAAUAGGAUCGUAAGAAAUUGAUAGGAAAUCAAAAAGACCUGUUCGUUUGUUAUCUCAUUUGAUGAAUGUGACAGCAUAUGUAUAUCAAUCUCUAAUUCGAAGCAUCGGUUGAAAUGUUACAGUACAUGAUUUGCACUUUGUGUUUAGCAUCUUAAGAAUGUAGUGGCUGGUAGCUUUUUAAUUAAAAAUAGGCAUUCAUUCAUUACUGUCGAACAUAAUACACGACACACUCUUGGUUACUCAAGGUUUUGAGUUUAAAUAUAUCUCAUAAAUCUGAUACAAUUAUGUUUUAUUAUAAAACAAACUCUUAAACACUCAGGUUUUGAUGAGGCAUUUGUUAAUAGCCUUGUAAUACGUACAGUAAAUGUUAUUGGCUGAUCUUUGAUCUCAAAGGCAUGAUGCUUAGAUCAAGGGCGAUAACAAUGAGGAUCAGGGUGAUGACAUCACAAUUUAUUCAUUUAAUUUAAUCAAUUAUUGUGGAUAGCUGCAAUGAUCUUUUUAGUUUACAUAUUUGAAAGAUGCUGAGCACUUAAUCUCAUUCUUUACAAACUGUGUGGCCACCUCACCAUGCAAUGCCAUUAUUGUGAAUUUGUUUGUAUGAUUUUAUGCUUUUAAAUAACACAUAACCCAGAAGACUCAGUAUAGCUUUUCCAUGUCGGGCAACACCAUUCCUCUCAUAAUUAUCCAAGGUUAAGGGUUUGAGACCUAUAUAUAGUCUUAAACAUUUAACCUGUGCCAAACUACCAAAAUCCACAGGUUCUGUGUAUGUUAUUCUAUGCAAUUUAAAACGCAUCUAUCAUUAAGCGGUCCGAAAACAUGAAUAAGGACUCUUUUUUAUUUUUGUAUGCUUUUUUCACUUGAUGAAUAUUGUUUGUUUUUAUAUAUUUGGUUGUAUCUUUUGCUUAAUACUUGUUUGAUUUUUUUGCUAUUUUGAGUUCAUGUAACAAUGAGUAAAAAGGUGAUAUUAACCUACAUACACUAGUUAUUUAAGUGUACAUAAAUGUGACCAUAGCAGACUAGUCAUGUUGUGUUCGUCAUAGGCCACUGCAACUGUCCAACCACAGUGUCUAGAAAUACAAGCUAUCUGUGUUUACUCAAUGCACUAGCUAUAAAAAUGCUCAGCUUUCACUAUAUAUUCUGACCUGCCAGAAUGUGUGUUAUUCAUUUUUAUGUUUAUAGUUAGAUGCGAUUAAUGCAUAUAUAAAAAUCUGUCAUUUGAACAAAUAAUCAUUUAUUCAUUGUAAUCAAUGCAGCCUCCUUUGAAUAAUCAGAGCAUGCUCAAAUCUCACGUUCACCCCAAAAAAGUUAUUCAAUAAAAAGCCAUGUAAAUAAAAUAGUUUUCUUUUGUACAGAUAGGAUCUUCAAUUAGUUUUGUGGUUCAACAAAGAGCACGUGUGUGGGGAAAGGUACAGAGCGAUUGUGAAUUGAUCUGUGUGUUACAUGUUGUACAUGCACUAGAGUAAAAGCUUUUCCCAUACAAACCUCUGAUGAACUGGACUUGAUCUGCACCACAGACACAAAUUUAACCAUGUAUAAUAAUAAAGAACAGAAGCUGACCUUAUGCUGACUCGAGUAGAAUCAGGAAACGUGUGGUGUUUUCACUUUGGAUGUUGCAUGUUUUGUUGGUGGUUUGUUCAUACUAUUUUUGUGUCCAGAUUCUAUUUACAGACAGAAUAAAAAAUGACGAAAAGUCAAUCGGAUAUGUAUGCUGACUGUACAAAGAUAUGCUUGUAUAAUCUGUCUGGUUUUCCACUCAAUGUAAACUGAUAAAAAAUUUAACUGUCAUGGUUUUUGUGGUUGUACACAAACGGUAUUGAUAAAUUAUGCAAAUUGUGCUGUAAUAAAAGGCUAUUGCCCUAAAUCUAAAUAUUAAAUAAUAUAUGUAAAAUUC
This is a messenger RNA of Paramisgurnus dabryanus, 15754 nucleotides long. NCBI's taxonomy places the organism in Eukaryota, Metazoa, Chordata, Actinopteri, Cypriniformes, Cobitidae. The record is from RefSeq and is a predicted model, not a curated record.